This is a messenger RNA of Cebus imitator (Panamanian white-faced capuchin), 4588 nucleotides long. RefSeq names its product MCC regulator of WNT signaling pathway (gene MCC). Gene Ontology annotation, cellular component: cytoplasm. Gene Ontology annotation, biological process: negative regulation of canonical Wnt signaling pathway. The transcript has 19 exons. The record is from RefSeq and is a predicted model, not a curated record. The coding region runs from base 100 to 3144 and encodes 1014 amino acids. Gene Ontology annotation, molecular function: calcium ion binding. NCBI's taxonomy places the organism in Eukaryota, Metazoa, Chordata, Mammalia, Primates, Cebidae.
UCCGUUGUCAGUCAGGUUCUGGACUGCAGGCAGCUUGCGCUCCCGGCGGAUUCCUGCAGCGGACGCGCGUCCUCCUCCUCCCAAGCAGGGAGCGGGCACAUGAUGGCGGCCGCUGCGGCAGCGGCUGCGGGGAGCGCCAGCAGCGGCGGCGGCGGCGGCGGCAGCAGCAGCGACACGUCCAGCACCGGCGAGGAGGAGAGGAUGCGGCGCCUCUUCCAGACGUGCGACGGCGACGGGGACGGAUACAUCAGCAGAAAUGACUUGCUAAUGGUGUGUCGCCAAUUGAAUAUGGAAGAGUCUGUGGCUGAGAUCAUGAACCAAUUGGGAGCAGGUGAAAAUGGGAAGAUUUCCUUUCAGGAUUUCACAAGAUGCCGCAUGCAGCUCAUUCGAGAAAUUAGAAAGGAGGAAGUACAUCUUUCUGCAAAGUCAGACAACUCGUGUACAAAGAAGCUGAGGGAUAGAAUUGCUUCCUGGCCCACGAGCAGCGACAACAGUUUAGGUGCCUUAUCAGCCGCCAGGGAGAGCUGGGAAUACGAUUCUGGUGCCAGGGACCUCCAGAGCCCAGAUGUGCAGAGCCAGUUAGCCCUCCAGAAGCUGCUCGAGUAUAGUGGAAGCUCUUUGCAUCAGCAAGCUGCUCUCCACAAACAGCUCACGCAGUCCUCGCAUGCUGGUAACUCUGUAGGAGGAAGCUACCUAGAGCUCGCCAACACGCUCCAUUCGGCAGCCCUGGCAUCACUAAAGGGAGAUAUUGUGGAGCUUAAUAAACGUCUCCAGCAAACAGAAAGGGAACGGGACCUUCUGGAAAAGAAAUUGGCCAAGGCACAGUGCGAGCAGUCCCACCUCAUGAGAGAGCAUGAGGAUGUCCAGGAGCGAACGACGCUUCGCUAUGAGGAGCGCAUCACAGAGCUCCACAGCGUCAUUGCAGAGCUCAACAAGAAGAUAGACCGUCUGCAAGGCACCACCAUCAGGGAGGAAGAUGAGUACUCAGAACUGCGAUCAGAGCUCAGCCAGAGUCAACAUGAGGUCAACGAGGACUCUCGAAGCAUGGACCAAGACCAGACCUCCGUCUCCAUCCCCGAAAACCAGUCUACCAUGGUCACCGCUGACAUGGACAACUGCAGUGACCUGAACUCUGAACUGCAGAGGGUGCUGACGGGGCUGGAGAAUGUCGUCUGCGGCAGGAAGAAGAGCAGCUGCAGCCUCUCCGUGGCCGAGGUGGACAGGCACAUCGAGCAACUCACCACGGCUAGCGAGCACUGCGACCUGGCGAUUAAGACAGUCGAGGAGAUUGAGGGGGUGCUUGGCCGGGACCUGUAUCCCAACCUGGCUGAAGAGAGGUCUCGGUGGGAGAAGGAGCUUGCUGGGCUGAGGGAAGAGAAUGAGAGCCUGACUGCCAUGCUGUGCAGCAAAGAGGAAGAACUGAACCGGACCAAGGCCACGAUGAAUGCAAUCCGGGAGGAGCGGGACCGGCUCCGGAGGAGGGUCAGAGAGCUUCAAACUCGACUACAGAGCGUGCAGGCCACAGGUCCCUCCAGCCCUGGCCGCCUCACUUCCACCAACCGCCCGAUUAACCCCAGCACUGGAGAGCUGAGCACGAGCAGCAGCAGCAAUGACAUUCCCAUCGCCAAAAUUGCUGAGAGGGUGAAGCUAUCAAAGACAAGGUCUGAAUCUUCAUCAUCUGAUCGGCCAGUCCUGGGCUCAGAAAUCAGUAGCAUAGGGGUAUCCAGCAGUGUAGCGGAACACCUGGCCCACUCACUUCAGGACUGCUCCAACAUCCAGGAGAUUUUCCAAACACUCUACUCACAUGGAUCUGCCAUCUCAGAAAGCAAGAUUCGAGAGUUUGAGGUGGAAACAGAACGGCUGAACAGCCGCAUUGAGCACCUCAAAUCCCAAAAUGACCUCCUGACCAUAACCCUGGAGGAAUGUAAAAGCAAUGCCGAGAGGAUGAGCAUGCUGGUGGGAAAAUACGAAUCCAACGCCACGGCGCUGAGGCUGGCCUUGCAGUACAGUGAGCAGUGCAUCGAAGCCUACGAACUUCUCCUGGCGCUGGCUGAGAGUGAGCAGAGCCUCAUCCUGGGGCAGUUCCGAGCAGCGGGCGUGGGGUCCUCCCCUGGAGACCAGUCAGGGGAUGAAAACAUCACUCAGAUGCUCAAGCGAGCUCAUGACUGCCGGAAGACAGCUGAGAACGCUGCCAAGGCCCUGCUCAUGAAGCUGGACGGCAGCUGCGGGGGAGCCUUUGCCGUGGCCGGCUGCAGCGUGCAGCCCUGGGAGAGCCUGUCCUCCAACAGCCACACCAGCACAACCAGCUCCACAGCCAGUAGCUGCGACACCGAGUUCACUAAAGAAGACGAGCAGAGGCUGAAGGAUUAUAUCCAGCAGCUCAAGAAUGACAGGGCUGCAGUCAAGCUGACCAUGUUGGAGCUGGAAAGCAUCCACAUCGAUCCGCUCAGCUAUGACGUCAAGCCCCGGGGAGACAGCCAAAGGCUGGACCUGGAAAACGCCGUGCUGAUGCAGGAGCUCAUGGCCAUGAAGGAGGAGAUGGCUGAGCUGAAGGCCCAGCUCUACCUACUGGAGAAAGAGAAGAAGGCCCUGGAGCUGAAGCUGAGCACACGGGAGGCUCAGGAGCAGGCCUACCUGGUGCACAUCGAGCACCUGAAGUCCGAGGUGGAGGAGCAGAAGGAACAGCGGAUGCGGUCCCUCAGCUCCACCAGCAGCGGCGGCAAAGACAAACCUGGCAAGGAGUGUGCUGAUGCUGCCUCCCCAGCUCUGUCCCUAGCCGAACUCAGGACUACGUGCAGUGAGAGUGAGCUGGCUGCGGAGUUCACCAACGCCAUCCGACGAGAAAAGAAGUUGAAGGCCAGAGUUCAAGAGCUGGUGAGUGCCUUGGAGAGACUUACCAAGAGCAGUGAAAUCCGACAUCAGCAAUCUGCAGAGUUCGUGAAUGAUCUAAAGCGGGCCAACAGCAACCUGGUGGCUGCCUAUGAGAAAGCAAAGAAGAAGCAUCAAAACAAACUGAAGAAGUUGGAGUCUCAGAUGAUGGCCAUGGUGGAGAGACAUGAGACUCAAGUGAGGAUGCUCAAGCAAAGAAUAGCUCUGCUGGAGGAAGAGAACUCCAGGCCACACACCAAUGAAACUUCACUGUAAUCAGCACUCAGGCACCGGAGUUCUGCCCAUGGGAGCUAAACCACAGCAGGCCACUGAGGACAGAAGGGCCCCUGGAGACAAAGUACUUGUUGGGAGGAGGAGGAAAGGGAAGGCUGGCAGGUAGGUCGGCACUUGGACAAUGGAGUGGCCUAACUCAGUCUUUGGGGCAAUUGGCCAUAGUGACACUGUGGACUGUAUCCAGAGGUGCCCGCUCUUCCUUCCCGGGCCCACAACAGCGUGUAAACACAAGCUCUGUGCCUGCUCAGCAGAACCUCGUUUCUGCUUUCAGCACUCACUCACCCUCCUCUUCUGGUCUGGCGUCUGUGCAUCAGUGGAGUCUCAAGCAUUUGUUUCUGUAAGAUUUUCCAUUCUAUCCUCUUUCUGGUAGAUGGUGGGCUUAUCUUCUAUCAUCUCGUUUCUUCUCUUUCCUCCUGCUUCAUGGGAAAACUGACACACAGACCUGUGUGUGCCUCCUGCAUUUAAAAGGACUGCUGAUUCGCUUACUGCAGCAAGGCUUUGGUUUUCAAGUCUCAGGACUCAACUUUAAGACGGAAUCAGUCAUAAGAGGCGUUCUCUGGGAGUUACAGGCCAUGGGAAGAGGGUAGACAGGUGUUACUUACAGUCCCAGAUACACUAAAGUUACAAGUAGACCGCCGCCAGGACUGUGCCUGAACAAUUUUGUAUUAAGAGAAUAAAAAUUUCCUUCAGCCUUCAUUUUGGAAGCAGGGCUGGGAAGGGAGCGCUUUCUUGAUUCUGGGAUUUCUCCCUCUCAGUGGAGCCUUAUUAAUAUCCAAGACUUAGAGCUGAAAAUCUUUUUGAUGCCUGUAGUGGAACAAAAAUUUUAUCAGGGGUUUCUUCAAGAGCAGAGAAGCAUUAUUAACACUUCCCGCCCCAGGGCACUACAUAAUUGCUGUUCUGCUGAAUCAAAUCUCUUCCACAUGAGUACUUUUGUAGCUCUGGACCUGUCUCUACCUAAGGACAAGACACAGGAGAUACUGAACAUUUUACAAAACUGAUCAUGCCUACUUAAGAGUGCUGCUUAACCCCUGGUUCAAGACUUAGCUCCUGCUGUCAUGUCAGGGACAGGGUAAGGGAAUGGUUGCUAAGGCUUUUUUUUUUUUUUUUUUUUUGCCCCUAGAUACAUGAUGAUGGUUAGCAUAUGGUGCCUAAAAGGUUAAAUUUCAAGCAAAAUGCUGACAGGACUAAGCAGAACCAAAGUACUGUACCUGAAUUCUUUCAGGGAGGUCUUCCAUCUUAAAUUCAUUAUUCUUUUUUUACUGUAACCUUCAGUUUUAUCCCUUCUCCUUCAGUUCUAUGCUGAUACACUUAAAGGACCAUUCCUGUUUUUCUGUAGCAUCAGAGAAUCCAUCCAAAGUUCCCUAUGAAAAAUGUGUUUGAAUGCCACAGUUGACUACAAAUUAAACUUGAUGAGGUUUUUGCAGUA